Messenger RNA from Malus domestica (apple), 743 nucleotides. The record is from RefSeq and is a predicted model, not a curated record. NCBI's taxonomy places the organism in Eukaryota, Viridiplantae, Streptophyta, Magnoliopsida, Rosales, Rosaceae.
CCAGCUCACCCGCCGUAAACCAUCUGCGCCAGCCACAAGCCGCCAUCCACAAAGCAUCACCAGCUGCGACUUUGUCUCUGAUCUGUUUAAAUUUUCAGGAUCAUAUUGUACCGGUUGUAUCCUCGAUUUUCUUACGCAGGCUGCUUCUUCCUGGGGUUCAUCAUAAUAUUGCUUUGCGCUCAACCUUGCUGGAUUAUAACAGGCACUGGAGUGAUUCAGAUUUCCAUUCUCUAAUCGCCGAUAUGUUGAAGAAGGAAAUUCUUUCCCUGAUUGAACAUGAGGGUGUUAGUGAUAAUUCAACGUCAAUAUUGUGCUGUUGGAAAAAAUUCUGUUCUCCCUACUUCCAAAAUUGGUGCAAGAGCAAUGCACUAUGUGGCUUGCUUUUGGAUUCCUACAGGGGUAGUUUUGGAUUGAUCAGAAAGAACUCAGUAUCUCUUUUUCGUUGUUCGGAGAAUAUUGAGCGGCUUAUUAAUGGUAUCUCAGGUACUUCUGAUGAUCUCAUCCAUCUUGUUACCAUGGAGGCGGGUUUAAUUCUUCAAUUAGAGGUGCUCGUUAAAAUGCUUAGAUGUGUUGUUAAUGUCAGCCAACAAUUGGGAAACAACUUCUGCUAUAUUUUAUGAAUCAUUAGUUAGUGCACCACUCGUUAUCUCAGCUGAGGAAAUUACUCAUCGCCUUUUGAAGAAUUUAGAAUCUGGAUAUGGUUCAACGGUAGCAAUGCUUCAUGUAUCAGAGCAUGGACCUGA